This is a messenger RNA of Penicillium chermesinum, 870 nucleotides long. RefSeq names its product ACP S-malonyltransferase. Gene Ontology annotation, cellular component: mitochondrion. Bases 1 to 870 code for a protein of 289 amino acids. Gene Ontology annotation, biological process: fatty acid biosynthetic process. The record is from RefSeq and is a predicted model, not a curated record. The transcript has a single exon. Gene Ontology annotation, molecular function: [acyl-carrier-protein] S-malonyltransferase activity. NCBI's taxonomy places the organism in Eukaryota, Fungi, Ascomycota, Eurotiomycetes, Eurotiales, Aspergillaceae.
AUGGCUAUCUCUAUUCUUAUCCUACGGAUUUUAGAGCUUGACUUCGGGUUUGAUACCAGAAGCAGGGUCGACGUUACGCUGGGCCACAGCCUUGGCGAAUUUUCUGCCUUGAUUGCUGCUGGCCAUCUUAAAUUUGCGGAUGCGCUUCGACUUGUUCGGCACCGUGCUGAGGUCAUGGCUCAAUGUACGCGACAGGUGGCUGAGAAAUCGGGAGAAGAUUAUGGGAUGGUAGCUCUCAUCUGCGAGCCUGAGCGCUUGGAAGGCUUACUUCUAACGAUACACGAUUUCCUUGAUUCUCGUUCCGAGGAGGUGGGCACACAUUCCACCCCGCCCAUCCAACGUGUUGUGGUUGCAAAUAUCAAUUCGCCCAACCAAAUCGUGCUUAGUGGCAGUAUCGAGAGAAUUCGAACUCUUCUAGUCCAACUGCGUCAGUUUGGUGGACAUGACCCCCGUGCAGUGAGGUUAAAAAGUGAGAGUCCAUUCCACAGUCCCGUCAUGCUCCCUGCCGCCGAAUAUACGAAGAAAAUACUGGAUGGUAUCAGUAUCACCUUCCCCGCCCCGAUACCAUGCGUCUCCAACAUCUCGGCCUUGCCAUUCCAGUCUACGGAAGACCUCAAAUUACUCCUAUCUAGACAGUGUACGGAUACCGUGCGCUGGUGGGACAGCAUUCGCUAUCUGCACCAGACACGGGGGGUUCGUCGUUGGAUCGGCAUCGGCCCAGGAAAAGUAGGGCGUAAUUUGGUAGGUAAGGAGGUCGGGCGAGUCGAUACAAAAGGCGGGGGUGUAUGGGCAGUCUCCAAUCCGAAGGAGAUGGAAAUCAUGAUGGCUGCAUUGAGUCAGACUGAAGUCGAGAUAAAGGCCAACGACUGA